UCGAUACCACAUCGUGCGGGCGAUACCCAUGUCGUCGACCGAGCGUGGAGAAGUCGAGGAGCAUCAUGCCACCACAAAAGUGAACGUGGAAACCAAAGAAGUGAAAUCCAUCACCUCAGCAGGCGAAAGGCACGUGGAAGACGUGGACAUGCAGGCAGAUAACGGCGCUGACUUCGACCCCGGAAGAGCCGACUCGGAAACGAAGGUAGUAGUCGAGCACCUUGACUCAACAAAUGUGGCGUCUGUACAGCCACUCGACCGUGAUAAGGAGCAGAACGAAUUUGACAGCAACCCUCAUGACAACGACGCAUCCUCAGCAACAUAUACCAGCGAGCAAAGCGACAGCAAGAAUUCACUGACAUCCUCGUUCCCCCCAUCUGCUGACGCAGACGCACCUUCCGCUCCAGUUGCUGCAGAUGUAUUGAACGCAUUUAUGCAAUCGACAGCUCCUUCUACCAACGAAGCGUUGAACGACAAUGCCAUUCCGUGCACAAUGAAACACAUCCCAGCACAGUCUGUAGAUACCGCAACACCUGUCACCGCCAAUGCAAGCCAACGUGACAGCACUACGACAUCUUCAACUGUCAUUUCGUCAUCUCCGCUCAAGCGAAAGCGCGAAGAUGCCAACGGAAACGACGACGUUGACCCUGCGGACGCUUCGUCGGACGACUUGGCCAGCGCCAUCAUGUCACGUGACGAGAUGGCGAAGAAGGAGGAAGACACUGGACUGCUCGAGUUUUGCGUGAUCCGGAACGACGGAACCCCCGACCGCAUGGUGCAGCUCAUGACGCUCAAAAACAUCUUUUCCAAGCAGCUUCCAAAGAUGCCCAAGGAGUAUAUCGUUCGCCUCGUGUUUGAUCGAAACCACCACAGCAUGGUGAUCCUCAAGAACAAAAAGACAGUCGUCGGCGGGAUCUGCUAUCGGCCGUUCGUGGUCAACCACUUUGGCGAGAUUGCAUUUUGCGCGAUCACGGCAAGCGAGCAGGUCAAGGGCUACGGCACGCGCUUGAUGAACCACCUGAAGGAGUACGUCAAGUCGCAAGGGCUGACGCACUUUCUCACGUACGCCGACAAUUACGCGAUCGGGUACUUCAAGAAGCAGGGUUUCUCCAAGGUCGUGUCGAUGCCCAAACCCAACUGGUUCGGGUACAUCAAGGACUACGACGGCGGCACCCUCAUGGAGUGCCAGAUCCACCACAACAUCAACUACCUCGAGAUCACGUCGAUGGUCCACCGCCAACGCAGCAUGAUCCUGGACGAGAUCAAGAAGCGGUCCAAGGCCGACAUUGUGUACCCGGGCCUGACGACGUUUUGCGAUUCGCGGCUCGUCAACAUCCACGCCGUGCCCGGCGUGAAGGAGGCCGGGUGGAGCCAGACGUUGAUUCGAAGCAGCCGAACGAGCCGCGACUCGAGCACACUCAAACAACAACUCCAGUCGAUGUGGAAGUCGUUUUCAAACCAUCGCAGCGCGUGGCCGUUCCACGAACCCGUGGACGUGACGGUCGUGACGGACUACUUGGACUUUGUCAAGCACCCCAUCGACCUCUCCACGAUUCAAAAGAAAAUCGACGAAAACUUGUACGCGACGAAAGCAGCGUUCAAAGACGACUUGGUCCUCAUGUGCGACAACUCGAUGCUGUACAACGCACCAGAUACCAAUUACUACAAGGCGGCGAAAGACCUCCUCGAGUUUGUCAAGAAGAAGAUCGUGAUAGAGACACAGGAAGGCGGGGGUGCGACGACAGCGUCGGCCUCGUCGUCGAGCAAAAAAAACCUCGUUCGAUAAGCUAACCCCCCCCGUCGUAUUUUACACAAAUCGUCGCCCACGACGGGUGAACGGCUCCAUCGUGGCUCGACCACCAACGGCACGAGCAAAUUUGCCCCAGAGAUGGGAAGAAUAUUCAAAGAAAUAUCCACUGGCACAUGGCACUGGCGGCUAACCGGUGGUGGUUGUGCGAGCCCAUCUCGUCGUGGCCUUGGGUCGAUUCAAACGAAGCGUAGCAGUCGCAAUCUCCCUCUUGUACGCGAGUCUGCUGAUGGAAUAACGCGUCUUUGUCCUUGGCUGCCACUUGUGCCGCGGCGGAUUGUGCUUGGCGGGGCUGUGACCUGCACUUGUGUGAAAUGUCGCUGGCCAGGACCGGAUAUCUCGACGACUAUCCGGAAGCCAAAAUGGAAUGUGAAA
Molecule: messenger RNA, 2182 nt
Organism: Aphanomyces invadans
Lineage: Eukaryota; Oomycota; Saprolegniomycetes; Saprolegniales; Verrucalvaceae
Exons: 3
Coding region: 29-1786 (585 amino acids)
Biological process (GO): positive regulation of transcription by RNA polymerase II; chromatin remodeling
Cellular component (GO): histone acetyltransferase complex
Molecular function (GO): histone H3 acetyltransferase activity; protein binding
Source: RefSeq, a predicted model, not a curated record